AUGUGUCCAAAGCCGCGGCCCGGAGUGACCAACCUCCACUUCGUCGCUCACACGCACCUUGACAUCGGCUGGACGAGGCGCUUUCAAGAAAACUACCUGCUUGCGAAGGAUAUUCUGGAGUCCGUCUGCGGAGAGCUGAUGAAAAAUAGGUACCGCCUGUUCACCGUGACAGAGAUGGCUUUCUUCAAGAAAUGGUUUGAGGAGACCAACGAGGUGUUUAAGAUCAUCGUCCGCAAGUACAUCAACGAAGGGCGACUGGAGCUGGCCAGCGGCGGCUGGGUGAUGAACGACGAAGCCAGCACCUUAUACACGGACGUGGUGGACCAGAUGACGCUGGGCCACCGCUGGAUCAACGCCACCUUCGGACCCUGCGCUCUGCCCAGGGCCGUCUGGCAGCUGGACCCCUUUGGACACUCCAAGGAGCAGGCGGCCCUGUUCGGCCAGAUGGAGUUCGACGGCCUCCUCCUGGGUCGUGUCCACUAUCUGGAUCACGACUGGAGGCGCGUGAACCACAAGGCCGAAUUUCUAUGGCGAGGGGACGACAAUCUGAAACAACGUUACGGGAAGAAAGACUCGCGAGAAGGGGAAAGAGGGUACACGGUGUCGAGUGACCAGAAGCUGCCCCUCCGAGGCGCAGCUGGCGCUGUUUACACAGGGUCCGUGGUCGCCUGCCUGUUCGCGUUCGCGGGUGGCUCGGUGGAAUGUCCCCUCUGGGUCAUAAAUUUCCGGAGCACUCGAGGGGAGACCGUUUGUUCAGAGAAACACAAGCACAAGACGGAACGAAUGCACAUGCAGACUCUGAAAGCAACACACACACAAAAUACAACACGAGGUGCCGUUCAGUGGUUCAUUUGCGCCUCCGUUUCAGAGCAGGACAUCUUCACGGCGGUGCUCCCGCAUGAGUACUCAGCACCCGUCAGUCUCGAUUUCACGGGUCCGUUCCUCACGAAAGAGCAGCUGAAAGACUUUACGCCACUUGUGCUGAACAUCACUCGUUCGGACGGAUUCCGGACCAACCAAAAAAUUGUGAUGUUUGGAGGCGACUUUGCGUUUUACAACGCGACGCGCUGGUACAGUCAGAUGGACAGCCUCAUGGACAUCAUUAAUUCCGAAAAGGACAGUGGAUUCUACGCGUUCUACUCGACGCCCGGAUGUUUUCUACGGAGCCUGAACGCCGAGUGGGCCACGUCACUCGUGAACAGCUCCAACGAGAUCGAGCCUGUUCACAGGGGCGACUUCUUCCCCUAUUCGGACAAGCCAGGUGACCUGUGGACGGGCUUCUACUCCUCCAGGCCGUCGCUCAAGUACUUGAUACGACGGGCUUCCAAUUUUCUCCAGGCGUGCCGGCAGAUCACAGUGUUGGCCAACAUCACGGAAACCGCUAUCGACCUUUUGGAUAAAGCUGUGGCCAUGGCGCAACAUCAUGAUGCCAUCACCGGUACCUGCACCGAGCCCGUCGCCAAAGACUUUGGGGACAUCGUCAGCCGGGCUUACACAGCGUGCGAGAAGGUUAUGGCCCUGGGAGUGGAAGCCUUGAUCACGGUGGGGACGAACCGAAAUUUGUACCCGACCUUCUGCCACCUCCUGAACCAGAGCGAGUGCUUCGCCAGUGAAGGCUACGAAAAGUUCUUCGUCUCGGUGUACAAUCCCCGGAGCAGCGUCGUGAAGACCGUCGUCAGGUUUCCGGUGGCGAACAGUGGCUACAAGGUCACCGACGAGGCCAGGCACUUCGUUCCCUCGGAGAUCGUCCCUAUUCAGCAUGCCGUGCUCCACCUGCCGGGGCGACAGAGCGACGCCGUGCACGAACUCAUCUUUCUGACCGCCGUCCCUCCGCUCGGAAUAUCCACCUUCCUGGUGGAGCGCUUCCGCGGGGCGACGAUUCAGAGGCAGGGCUCCCAGCCGAUCGGACAAGUGAGGAAUAAGGACUACGUUCUCAAGAACCGUUGGUACCAGGUGACUGUGGACUCGAUGACGUGCCUGUUGAAGAGCGUCGUUCGGAGGGAAAACGGCAAGGGAAUCGAGGUGCAGCAAAACUUCGCCGCCUACACGAGUUCUCACGGCCACUACCUCUUCAGCCCGGAGAGUCCUGUCGCGGUAGAGUUCAAGAACAACAUCUCCUGCCGCGUCGUCACAACGACGCUUGUCCACGAGGUGCACCAGUGGAUCAACCCCUGGAUCAGUCAGGUGAUCCGACUCUACGUCAGCGAGGACUACGUGGAGUUCGACUGGACACUGGGUCCCGUGCCCCUGGAGUCUUCCCAUGGUACCCUGUCUGGCGGCCACGAUGUGGUGACCAGGUUUCAGUCCAACCUGGACAACGAGGGGGUGUUCUUCACCGACUCCAACGGAAAGCUGACCGUCCGCCGUGUGUGA
Molecule: messenger RNA, 2373 nt
Organism: Ixodes scapularis (black-legged tick)
Lineage: Eukaryota; Metazoa; Arthropoda; Arachnida; Ixodida; Ixodidae
Product: lysosomal alpha-mannosidase-like
Exons: 18
Coding region: 1-2373 (790 amino acids)
Biological process (GO): mannose metabolic process
Cellular component (GO): lysosome
Molecular function (GO): alpha-mannosidase activity; carbohydrate binding
Source: RefSeq, a predicted model, not a curated record